GUUGCCGGGUGUAAGGUAGAGGCGGAGUGCAGCCUGUUGGUCGGGACAGACGGGGGCAGACAGAGGACGCAGCUGUCACAUGCUGGAUGAUCGGUGCUUUGGAGCUGACUUACGGGAUGAGGGAUUGAUUUUAAACGGCAUCAUUCUAUAAAUGGGGAAACGCUUUUUUUGUUAAAGUGAAACCAGUCGUGAUCCGUUAGAAUAUUUCAAAGUUGUGGUCCGCACGUAGGCACUGUUUGGACCAGAGCACGUUCGGUGGUUUGAAUAACGUUACCGGGGAGACGGUAGUUGAGACGACAGAGGACUCUAAGCUCUAACUACGUGCGGCCAGUAAUUUUUGUAGAACCUUCGCAGAGAAUAAAACCAACACGUGAAUAGAUCUGCCGGAGCGAGGAGGACAUUGUAAGAAAGAGAGGAUCGAAGCAGCAUGGUUACCACAAAGGGAGCAGGUCUGAACCCCAAUGCUAAAGUGUGGCAGGAGAUCCCUGCCAUCCAGAACGACGUCCCGGAGGGGACCGAGGAUGCUCCUUGGCUGCUGGCCUACCCUCCUCCCGCUGAGAUGGCAGACGGUUGCUCAGAUGUUCCCUCUUCAGGGGGAAAAGGAUGUGACGGUGAAUAUCUUGACAGCACAGCUGACUUUGCCUCUGUACCUACAGAGGAGAUUGUGAAUGGCACUGAGCAACCUGACUUGGUGUAUUUAGCCUUUGACCCACAAUGCGAAUCAACCAUAGAUGGUGAUGUGUGUAAGGAAGAACCAAUGUCUGAAGAGAGCCUCAGAGAGUCUUUAAAGAAACAACUUGAGUUCUGCUUUUCUAGAGAGAACCUAUCCAAGGACCUGUACCUAAUAUCCCAGAUGGACAGUGAUCAGUUUAUUCCCAUCUGGACCAUUGCUUGCAUGGAGGACAUCAAAGCCCUAACCACUGACUUGGACCUAAUCCUGGAAAUACUGCGAGCCUCUCCCAUUGUGAAAGUUGAUGAAACUGGAGAGAAGGUUCGCCCAAACCACAGUCGCUGCAUCAUUAUUCUGAGAGAGGUGCCUGAGACUACUCCAGUUGAGGAAGUGGAGGCUCUCUUUAAGGGUGAAAACUGUCCUAAAGUGUUGAGUGCUGAGUUUGCACACAACAGCAACUGGUACAUAACGUUUCAGUCAGACAUGGAUGCCCAACAGGCUUACAGGUACCUUAGAGAGGAAGUAAAAACGUUCCUGGGGAAACCGAUCAUGGCUCGCAUUAAGGCCAUUAACACAUUCUUUGGUAAGAACGCCUUCCGUAAUGUGGACUCCAGUGUGUACAGUCAGCACGCCCAGCCACAGGCUCAGUAUGGCUCCCCGGUCUACAUGCCGCAGCCGUACAGCGCUCAGCAGCAGUACCCCGUGUACCCUGUGGUGUCUCCAACCUGGAACCCUUCCGUCAUGCCUUAUUUUGAAACACCACUGGCCCCUUUCCCGCACAGCAGAUUCAUAAAUGGUUACAACAGUCCUGGGAACUACGAAGCAAACUCCAGCUCUAUCAACACAACACGACCCAUGAGCAGGAACCGAAAUCAAGUUAAGGGUAACCCAAGGCCUGGAGACAUGCCCCCUUCUUCUUUGGUUCUUGCGAGCCUGAUGGAUGGUCCGUCUGGUCCUUUGAGUCCACAGCCUCUUGAGACAUCAGGCACGCUGACUGGCACUGCUUCAACAACAGCCCCUGUCCCCUCCCUCAGCUUUAAAGACCUUUCUCCACAGGCCUCCAUACCCAGUGGAUAUCUGAGCGGGGCUGCCCGGGGCCGAAGAGGUAGCAACAGAGGCAUGAGGAGAAGAAGAGAAGAUGAUCAUUCCCUGAAGCCUGUCGCUGUGAUUGAGGCCAAGGUACAACCUGCACCAAAGUUUGACCUGGAGGCUACAAGUUUUCCUCCUUUGCCGGGAUCUGUGGUCAGUCUGCGGGGAGAUGCCAUCCCAGAGAUGCGCCUUUCUGAUGUUGUGCGCGGCCUGAAGGUGACAAACAAGCCUGUGAGCCAAGAUGUUAACGAAACUCGACACACCAACAAGUCUGAAGAUGCCGUAAGCACAGCAGAGCCUGUUACCCCGGCUGCUAAACUUGCUCCUGUGACACCUCUCGCAAUGGGACCUCCAGUCUUAAGUGUUUCUGCUACGGUAAAUGAAGAGGAAAAAACUGAACCUCCUAUUCCAAAGGAUACAGUCUCCCCUUCGUCGCCACUUGCCUCCCCAACAGCAUCUGAACCUGCUCCCUCCUCCUGCAGCCAGCCUGAAUCUGCAGAGGCACCUUCCCCAUCUCCCCCAACAUCUCCAACAUCAGAUCUGGGGGCAAAAAAGCUGAGCUAUGCACAAGUUUGCCAGAGGCUGGCCAUGGACCCACCACCAGUACCGACGUCCUCUCCCUCCCCCCCUGCCUCCUCCGCCGGCCAACCCCUGCAGGAGCUCAAGGUCAACAGAGUUGAGGAGCAUCGGCCCAACUCCAGGCGCACUAUGGAAAAUCGAGAGAAACACAGAGAAAGCCGCCCUCCUCGUCAACCACUACGUUCCUUCCGAGGGGCGAAUGGCCAAGUACGAUCUGGAGGCCUGAAGACUCGGGAAAAUCAGAGAGGCUUGAAUAAUGCUGGCAAACAUUUCUCCCCUCAGCGGGGAGCCAGGCGCAGUGGCAAAGAACAGAAUAUUCCCCCAAGGUCACCAAAAUAACUAAGGAAAAGGGAACCUAUAAAACAUGGACUUUAACAGAAAUUAAAACAAUACAUGUACAUAUAUAAUAUAUGUAAAUAGACAGAUGAAUAUAUUUCAUUUGACAGACUUUUUCAAUUAAUCUUGUUGCAGACCUGAAAUUAUUAAGGAAGAUUUAAGUAGUUAUACCUUUUUGAGGUUAGAUGCGUCUAUUCUGUCGACAGAAUGGAUAAAAAAAACAACUUGAUAAUCAAAAGAUGCCUCGAUAAACAGGCUAAUUUUGUAUUGUGUUUUAGGAGAGAUGGAUCUUGUUACUUUAAAAUGUAAGGUAGUCUAACGUCUAGAAGGCUCUGUCAACUUCUGAAAUGAUGAUUAAGGCACAUUUCCCCCACAUGUUUAUUGUUGGCAUGUAAUUUAGCUUCAGCUUCCUUAUCAAAAUGUGUUUUGCGUCAAAAUCAAGGAUCUAUGAUUAUUUGUAGAAUAGAGAAUUGAUUUCAUGAUGGAACCAUAGGGUGCCUGAUUGUAACUUUGAAUUUAUGAGUUGUGGAAUACUGAAUACUUUAUCUAGACAUGCUACACAAAUGAUGCUUGUGAAAACAAAGAAACAUUUCAGAAGAUUGCGUUGAGUUAUGAUGAGCAAUGCAGAUAUUAGAUCAAAACCACUGACAUUUGAACUAAGCUCUGUAUUUUUACUGGAGUAGAACUGCUUCUUUACUUUUUUAGCAGGAUUUUAAUUUGUGAUUUAAUUACUGUAUCUUGUGUUUCAAAUACUCAUGAGUUAGUUUGCAGCCAAAUGACCUACUGUUGUUGAGGAUUAUUAGAGGUAAGCAGGAUGAAUGUCUUAAUGUUUUAUCAGAUGUCAGUAAUGCUGUUGUGUGUCUCAGUAAGCAAGAUUACAGGGUUCGGUGGCUAGUUUUGGCUUAAGGCUCAAAUUCUGUUCUAGCUAGUAGAAUUUUUCUAUAGUAGGAUGGUAAAUCAUGAAUAAUGAGCUGCUCUUAAUCUGCUACUAGCCAUUUGCAUGAUAAUUACUAAAACAAAUCGGAUGAUCUAAAGCAGGGGUCUCAAACUCGCGGCCCGCGGGCCCACUGCGGCCCUCAAGACGAUAGUUUGCGGCCCCCACCUCAAUAUGAAAGUUUAAUGUUAAUGCGGCCAGCGAGUUUGAUACGAAUGGCACUUUUCAGUGUUGUGUGCAGAGCUGAACGAACCUACCAAUCACGGUGGGGUAUAUUGCUCUCGGGGGCGGGACAUCGGCCGCGGGCUCAGAAGCGGAGGCGGCCGCGGAAAUUGCUGCUCAGUGGGACAGAAAAAGAAGCGGAAAAGACGUAUCGGCUAAACACUGAAACUUCAACGCGACAGUGACACCAAGUGGAAAUAUAUAUUACACAGCCCCAAAAAUGUCUUUUUCUAAGCCUGCAGUGAAGAGAAAGGUUGGUGAUGAGCACAGACAAUUUCAGGAAAAGUGGGAAGUGCAAUAUUUCUUUGUUGAACACAGGGGCAUCCCGACGUGUCUUAUUUGCACAGAGAAAGUUGCAGUGCACAAAGAAUACAAUUUGAAACGUCAUUACACAACUAGACAUGCUGAGGAGUAUGCAAAAUACCAGGGAGAUGAGAGAGCCAACCGGGUUGCUAAUCUUAAAACAUAUCAACUGAGGCAACAAGAUUUCUUUAAGAAAGCAACCAGAGAGAAUGAUGCAGCAGUCGAAGCUAGCUACGUGGUUAGUGAGAUGAUUGCUAAAGCAGGAAAGCCAUUCACAGAAGGUGAAUUUGUCAAAAAGUGUAUAUUACAGGCUGCAAGUAUUGUCUGACCAGAAAAUAAAGGUCAGUUUAGCAACAUCAGCCUUUCUGCCAACACCGUGGCAGAGCGCAUUUCUGACCUGUCAAGUGACAUUUAUGAUCAACUGUGUGAGAAAGCAAAAAGUUUCAGUGUAUACUCAGUCGCUCUUGAUGAGACCACAGACAUCACGGACACUGCCCAGCUCGCAAUCUAUGCCCGUGGUGUUGAUGACAAUUUUGAAGUCAUAGAGGAGUUGCUCACAGUGAUUCCAAUGCAUGGCCAGACCACCGCCAUCAAUGACAGGGAGGAAAAAUGGACUGGUGGCACUUGUUCAAAAAAAACUGGAAGAGGAAGGUGUGGAGGAGGCCAUUGCUCUGCACUGCAUUAUCGAUCAGCAGGCUCUUAGCAGCAAAUGCCUGAAGUUUGACAAUAUGAUGUCUUUCGUUGUGAAAUGCAUCAACCAAAUCAGAUCCAGGGGCUUAAAGCACAGAAGGUUCCGUGCUUUUUUAGAGGAAAUGGAGUCAGAAUAUGGGGAUGUGCUCUACUUCACCGAGGUACGUUGGCUCAGCAGGGGAAACAUGUUGAAGAGAUUUUUUGAGUUGAGAGCGGAAGUGAAAGCCUUCAUGGAGAAAGAUGGGGUUGCUGUUCCUGUGCUAAGUGAUCCCAAAUGGCUCAUGGACUUAGCUUUUUUUGUUGAUAUCACACAUGAGCUUAAUGUACUGAACAAGAAGUUACAAGGCCAAGGGCAACUUGUUAGUGCUGCCUAUGACAACGUGAGAGCAUUCUCUACAAAACUUAUGUUAUGGAAAGCCCAGCUUUUUCAGACAAACCUUUGCCAUUUUUCAGCAUGCAAGGCACUCAUGGAUGCAGGCACACCAUUCAGUGGGGAGGAGUAUGUGGAUGUCAUUUUGAAGCUACAGGAGGAAUUUGAUCACAGAUUUGCAGACUUCAAGACGCACAGAGCCACAUUUCAAAUUUUUGCGGACUCCUUCUCCUUUGAUGUGCAAGAUGCCCCUCCUGUGCUUCAAAUGGAGCUCAUUGACCUGCAGUGCAACUCUGAACUCAAAGCCAAGCUCAGGGAGGUGAGUGGAAAAGCAGACAAGCUCGGGCAAUAUUUGAGAGAAUUGCCCCCCAGCUUCCCUGAGCUUUCACGAAUGUUCAAGCGGACCAUGUGUCUUUUUGGGAGCACAUGCUUGUGCGAAAAGCUCUUCUCUAUGUUGAACUUCAAUAAGUCCAAGUACAGGUCCAGACUUACUGAUGAGCAUCUUCAAGCCCUACUGAGGGUCUCAACUGCUUCAUCCCUGCUUAAGCAAAAUGUGGCUCGGCUAUGCGAGAGGAAGCGCUGCCAGAUCUCUAGCAGCAAGAAGUAGGCAGAAGAAGCCAUGUUCAGAACAGUUUAUGUUCAAUGUUCCAUUCAUGUUCAGAAAGUGAAAUGUUAAAGAACUGUUAAUACAGAUAUUUGAAUCUGAAUAAUAAUAAUUACAUUUCUCUAGUCAGCAACUAUAUGUGGUUUCUUCAGUCUUCUAUAUCUGCUGUAUUAUUAUUAUUAUUAUUUUAUUUAUUUAUUACUGAUUGAUUGGUUUUUUUCUUAUGAAUUUGUUCAUUUAUUUUUUCAUCUUAUUUUGUGUUAAAAAAUAAAAAUAAAGACAUUUGAUAACA
This is a messenger RNA of Eleginops maclovinus (Patagonian blennie), 6089 nucleotides long. It is a transcript of the gene larp4ab, whose product is annotated as La ribonucleoprotein 4Ab. Gene Ontology annotation, biological process: positive regulation of translation. Gene Ontology annotation, molecular function: mRNA 3'-UTR binding. Lineage: Eukaryota; Metazoa; Chordata; Actinopteri; Perciformes; Eleginopidae. The transcript has 15 exons. The coding region runs from base 428 to 2677 and encodes 749 amino acids. Gene Ontology annotation, cellular component: cytosol; cytoplasmic stress granule. The record is from RefSeq and is a predicted model, not a curated record.